Molecule: messenger RNA, 753 nt
Organism: Geodia barretti
Lineage: Eukaryota; Metazoa; Porifera; Demospongiae; Tetractinellida; Geodiidae
Source: the annotation of a GenBank genome assembly
AUGGGCAAACUGGACGGCAGAGUAGCAUUGAUCACCGGCUCAGGCCGGAACAUCGGCCGGGCCACCGCGUUGAUGAUGGCUGCGGAAGGAGCCAACAUUGUAGUCAACGCUCGCAGCAACCGCGAUGAAGCGGAAGCGACCGCGGCGGCCGUGGAGGAACUGGGUGUCAAGGCUUUGCCCGUUCUUGCUGACGUCUCCCAAAAGGACCAGGUCGACGCCAUGAUUGACGCGGCAAUGUCCACCUUCGGACGCAUCGACAUUCUGGUGAAUAACGCCGCGAUCCGACCACACAAGCCGUUCACCGAACUUACCCUGGAGGACUGGGAAUACGUUCGUGGCGUGGUCCUGGAUGGCUCCUUCUACACGACCCACGGCGUGAUCCAGCAGAUGGUGGACAACAACUUCGGGAGGAUUGUAUUCCUCACCGGUGACGGGGCCUUUCGCGGUGGUCCCCAGCGCGCUCAUGUCUCAGCAGCCAAAAUGGGAAUGGUGGGAAUGGCCCGCAGCCUGGCCUCCGAGUUCGCCGGGAACAACAUCCGCGUCAACGUCGUAUCGCCGGGAAGCAUCGACACCAGCCGUGCCAACCCCGAGUGGUAUGCCGGCCGGGUCCCCGACUCCUCGGGAAUUCCCCUGCAAAGACAGGGCAAACCCGAGGAGAUAGCCUCUACGGUGACCUUCCUUUGCACCGACGACGGCGGUUUCAUCACCGGCCAGACCAUACACGUCAAUGGCGGGCAGGGAUAUUUCGGCUGA